Belonocnema kinseyi is the source of this 543-nucleotide messenger RNA. It is a transcript of the gene RpS27, whose product is annotated as 40S ribosomal protein S27. Gene Ontology annotation, cellular component: cytosolic small ribosomal subunit; ribosome. Gene Ontology annotation, molecular function: RNA binding; structural constituent of ribosome. Lineage: Eukaryota; Metazoa; Arthropoda; Insecta; Hymenoptera; Cynipidae. Gene Ontology annotation, biological process: translation; ribosomal small subunit assembly. The coding region runs from base 119 to 376 and encodes 85 amino acids. The transcript has 2 exons. The record is from RefSeq and is a predicted model, not a curated record.
GACUUUGUUAGGGACCCUAGAAUAAAUUUCGUUCCUUUCCAGACUUUCGCGUCGUGAUCGAAACACGUGGCUCGAAAAUAUUUCGCUGAAUUAAACGAUUAAUACUGAUCUAUUCACAAUGCCCUUGGCAAGAGAUUUGUUGCACCCAUCGCCAGCAGAGGAGAAGAGGAAACACAAGCUAAAGAGGCUGGUACAAAAGCCCAACAGUUACUUUAUGGACGUAAAGUGCCCUGGCUGUUAUGCUAUUAAAACCAUCUUCUCGCACGCCCAGCGGCCAGUAGAAUGCGACGGAUGCCGCACGAUACUCUGCACGCCCACCGGUGGCAAAGCUCGCCUCACAGAAGGAUGCUCCUUCAGAAAGAAGGUUCAAUGCUAAUACUUGAUAUCAACUCUCUUUAUAUUCGGUAAAUAAAAAAAUGUAAAACUAUUUAUGUCAUCGUUUGUUGUAUCAAGACGCUCCAGCCUCCCCAUCUACAAUCCUUGUAUUUUUAAUCGUAAUUUACAAAUUUGUAGAUACGUUUUAUUACAGAAUGUAAAGAAAUA